Molecule: messenger RNA, 3508 nt
Organism: Hippocampus zosterae (dwarf seahorse)
Lineage: Eukaryota; Metazoa; Chordata; Actinopteri; Syngnathiformes; Syngnathidae
Gene: fosl2
Product: FOS like 2, AP-1 transcription factor subunit
Exons: 4
Coding region: 509-1555 (348 amino acids)
Biological process (GO): regulation of transcription by RNA polymerase II
Cellular component (GO): nucleus
Molecular function (GO): RNA polymerase II cis-regulatory region sequence-specific DNA binding; DNA-binding transcription factor activity, RNA polymerase II-specific
Source: RefSeq, a predicted model, not a curated record
GAAAAGCAGUUGCACUUCUCGAUAGUGCCAUUGAAGUGAGUCAUCUCUAGGAAGUGCGGUUUAAAAAAAAGAAGGGGGGGAAAGGCGACAAAAAAACUACCAUCGAAGUGUUCCAUGAACGCCACGGGUCGCGCGUAAUCGACAAGACAGUGGAAAACAGAAAGAAGGGUCGACAGGCAAAAAAAAAUAACGUCUUAAAGUGAGUCAACCUGCGUGGAUCUUAACUUUUAAGUUCAAGUUCGUGCACCUUGCACCUCUUGAAUAACAAACGGACAACCGACUCCAUUACCUGACGUCGCUGUGAUGUUCUAGGUGACUCCAAAGCAACGGCUGCACCUUUUAAUCAACUCUUUUUUUUUUUUUGAAAAGUAACUCGCAGUCGAAUUGGAGGAUUCGUGUUGUUUUCUUUUUUUAACCACCCUGCCGGUGCCUUUGAUACGAGCGAGGAUUUGCUUCCUUAAACUACGCACCGAACAAGUCUCGUGAUACCUUCUUUUUUUCCUGGAUCAUGUACCAGGACUACUCCGGGAAUUACGACACCUCGUCUCGCGGCAGUAGCACUUCUCCGGCCCAGCCCGAGUCCUUCGCGAGCGGCAGCAGCACCAUCGGGAGCCCCAUCUCUACCUCAACCUACCAGAAAUACAGUAUUGACAUGCCCGGCUCCAACAGUGCCUUCAUCCCCACCAUUAAUGCAAUCACAACAAGCCAAGACCUUCAGUGGAUGGUGCAGCCCACAGUCAUCACCUCCAUGUCCAACCCGUACUCCCGCUCCCACCCGUACAGCCAUCACCUGAGCAACGGGCAAGGUUUGCUGGGCCACAACCCACUGGCCCGUCCCGGGGUCAUCCGCUCCAUCGGGGACGCCAGAGGCCGACGCAAAAGGGAAGAGCAGCUCACCCCAGAAGAAGAAGAGAAGAGGAGGGUGCGGCGCGAGAGGAACAAGUUGGCCGCCGCCAAAUGCCGCAACCGCAGACGCGAGUUGACUGAGAUGCUGCAAGGGGAGACUGAGAAACUAGAAGAGGAGAAAGCCGACCUGCAGAAAGAGAUCGAAAGCCUAAAGAAGGAGAAGGACAAGCUGGAGUUCAUGCUGGUGGCCCAUAAUCCCAUGUGCAAGCUGCCCACCGAGGAUCGCCACCCGACCCCGGCACACCAUCAGAACCAUCAGCACCAUCAACACCAGCAGUGCGCCCCCCUGUCCUUGACCAUGCGCCCCAACAUGGCGGCCCGGGCCCACGUGAACCACGUGGUGGUGAAGCAAGAGCCGGACGACGCGGAGGAAGUGGCGGGCAAGCCCCAGCAUUCCGUCAUCAAGCCCAUCUGCCUUGGCGGAAUGUACUGUACAGAUGGCGACAGCCUCAACACGCCAGUGGUGGCGGCAUCCACCCCAGCCGCCGCGCUCAACGCCCCCAACCUCAUCUUCACUUACCCGAGCAUGCUGGAGCCCGACAGCCCCUCGCCCUCCUCCGAGUCGUGCUCAAAGGCCCACCGCCGCAGCAGCAGCAGCGGCGAUCAGUCGUCGGACUCCCUCAACUCGCCCACCCUAUUGGCCCUGUGAGAGGGUCCGUAAACCAAAACACUGUGGCGGACGGUGAGCGCCGGGAUCAAACGACCAGAAGGCGCAUUUGGACGGUCCAGGCCAAGCUGAUCAUGUGAACCGUGCCCCUCCCAACCAUCCCCCCCUUUUGGCAGGGAGACCCCACAAGGGCUACGCUGCGUGUUUCUUCUCGUCCUGCUUCAAUCUGCUCGGUCAGACUUGUGCAACACGUGUGCAGCAAUCCUUGACGCGUUAAACACUUUGCCAUUUCAACUUUUACAGUGUCGACUUGUUUACUCAAGACUCUUUUGUCCCUUCAAAUCUGGCCUUUGGGAGUUCAGAUAAUAUACAAAAGGAGUUCCUAAUAUAUACAUAUACAUAUCGAUAUAAAUAUAUAUUUUUUGAGGAAAAAAAAAGAAUUAAAAGCCAUGACCAGUUGCACUCUGCCAAGACGAAUCAACAGAUCACGGAAAGAGGUCACAUCACGGGAGACGAUGAGAAAACCGUUGUCUUUUAUUUUCAUUUGUGUCCUGUUCAAACCCCCAAGGACCUCGAUUCAUCUCUUUAACUGUAUUUGAUGUGAUGAUAAAAAGUGUUUUUGAGACAUUGUCUUCUCCCUCAUCUGCCUGUAGAAAAGCAUCAUGGUCUUUGGUGUUACAUACUGAUUGAUGGCGCCUUUGUCCAAGCGCUCUUCUAUUUUGCCAGUGUGGCUUAACUACGUUAGUGUUGGUAUGCUUCACCUCAGUGGUUUUGUACUUGAUCUUUCUGACAGUUUUAAGACUAUAUGUGUGUGUAUAUAUAUAUAUAUAUAUAUAUAUUGCAUUUAUACAGUAUAUAUAUACUACUAUAUACUAUAUUUAAAUAUAUAUAGUAUAUAGUUGUGUAUAUAUAUAUAUAUAUAUAUAUAUAUAUAUAUAUAUAUAUAUAUAUAAUAUAUAUAAAUAAUGUGUGUGUGUGCGUGCGUAUGCUCUUUACAUUGAUGCCAGGGAUAUCGUUCUUGCAUUCCUGUCAUGAAAAAACGCAGGCUGUGUGAUAGUCUUACCAAAGGGAGAAAAUAAACAAAUAGGGUCGUUGUGCAACAUCAGGAAUUUUUUUUCAAACGUUUCCAACACGACUUAUACGUUCUGUCACUUGCCCUCUUUGCUCACAUUGUGGGUGGGUGGGUGGGGAGGGGGGUCCUUACCUUUGUCAAUACUGCCAUAUACGGCAGGUCAGGUUUCACGAAACCAAAAAGGGUUGUAUGACACUAGGAAUCCUUUUCUUUGUUUGUCUUUGCAUCAGAAAAAAAGGAGAGAUUGUUGCUCUAUUCUGAUAAAAAGCCACUGUGGUCUAACCAGACUGUCACCAGCCGACAAUGAUGUCAACCCUGUUUAUACUGUGUUUUUAAAGCCAUCUUUGUUAAGUAAAAAAAAACAAAACAGAAACUCUGGAGGCCUGAAUGGCUUAAAACAAUAGGUCAUAAAGAGUGUUUUGCAAUACAAAAAGAAUAGUAAUAAGACAACUAGCCUGAGAUGAAACAUGAACACCACGGGAAGUGACAGUCGAGAUGUCAAACAUUCCUCAAUAUUUUUUAGGAGUUUAUCAUCAAAUGAUCAUGGAUGCAGACAAAUUGACAUCUCAAUACAAUAUGCUGAUAUCAAGGCAGAAAUGGUUUUCUCUUCUGGCAAUAUUUGGGUUUUAUGCCGAUGCAAAAUGAAAAUCUCCUUCCCCCCACAAACACACACACGCAUAAAGAACUGAUAACCAAAACGAGAGUCUGGUUGUGUAUGUCAAGAUUUUCUGCAGCUCUUCAACACACAAAGGAAAGCCAUUGACGUAAAUCUACUGUACAUGUCACCUACUGUCACUGUGUAUUGCUUGUUUUCAGCCAUAAUUUUCCAAAUGCAUUAACUGUUAAAAAUAUGAAAAAGGAAAAAAAACAGCAAUCUGUAAAUAGCCGUGUUUGUUAAUUUAAAUAAAUCGUAAUAAAAUACA